GUGAGAAUGCCACAGCUCUGUCUUUUAAGAGAGUGCGUUUCCGAAGAAGUGCUUCCAAGAAGAGCUCAAUUUAGAAUACAACCGAACCGAAGCAGUACUGCAAAAGCUGAUUCUGCUGCCUUUGGAGACAAUGCUACAUGCAGACUGUGCGCACGACAAAUUCACGAAACUGACGGCAUAUUUGUCGAAUGUUGAUUAGCUCAAUCCGUUCGACUGUGGACAGUACCAUUGUUUUUAUUCUAACUUAUACGGCGUACGCCCUUCUUCAUGCCAACAGGAAAGCCUUUGGAAAUUUGAAACCGGCUAUCACGCAGGUAUGGACGGCACCGUCUAGAAAUGGUUCUGCUCACAUGUUGAAUUCGUCUGAAAUCUGGUCACGAUCUCCGUUAUUCAAUUCACAAGAAAAUGCCGCAAUGUUUUUGGGAAUUUUAGACUCUUUGUUCAUGGCAUCUUACGCUAUUGGUCUUUACGUGAGUGGAUGGCUGGGAGAUCGCUUCAAUCAUCGUCUUGUGUUGUGCUUCGGACUUUCUGGUUCCGCACUGAUAAUCUUCGUGUUUGGAGUUGUGACUGAGUGGACGGGGUUUUAUAAUCGAACCCUUUAUGCGAUUUUAUGGAUACUCAACGGCGUUACCCAGUCUACUGUUUGGCCCUCCUCAGUAGCCAUAAUGAACCUGUGGUUUGGGCGAUUUCGUGGUUUGGUACUUGGGAUUUGGACUUCUUGUGCAUCAAUAGGAAACGUUAUUGGAGACUUAGUUGUUGGCCUUGUAGUGUCUUUUGGUUAUCAUUAUGCUUUCCUUGUUCUUUCUGUAUGCUUGCUGGGCAUCGCGGUUGUGGUGUUUUGCGGCCUACCGGAGUCUCCCAAUCGUUACGUACGCAUUCAUUCUCUAUUGUUGUCGGCCAAACUGGAUGAUGCAAGGCUUCUGUUAUCCCAAGAGUCUGAAGGUGACCAAGCACAUGAACAAAGUAAACCCCUACCAUUCCUCAGCAUUCUACUAGUGCCUGAUGUGAUAUCUUGUUCCCUAGCAUACGCUUGUAUCAAGCUGGUAAACUAUGCUAUGUUUUUCUGGCUUACUUUUUAUCUUACUGAAAACUUCCAUUGGUCUAAUAGUGAUGCUUCAACCUUCUCAGUUUGGUACGACGUAGGUGGGAUCCUUGGUGGAAUUGCUGCUGGUCUGAUUUCUGAUGUUGCUAACCGUCACAUUUCUCGCCAUACGGUUAGUGUUUUCUUUAGUAUUGCUGCAAUACCCGCCCUUCUAGCAUAUCGUUUUACGCCCGGUGACCCGAAAGAUGUUAAUGGUUUGGUGAUGGCUCUUGCCGGAUUCUUUGUUGGUGGGCCGGCUGUAUUGAUUAGUGCUGUAAUAGCUGGUGAUAUCGGUCAAUAUGCGGAGCUCCGGAGCUCUCGCACCCAAGCUACAGUGGCUGGGAUUAUUGAUGGUACUGGCAGUAUCGGGGCGGCCAUUGGACAACUUCUGAUUCCUUUCCUUGGAUUUCAUUUUAAUUGGUCCUUUGUUUUCUAUUUAUUUACUAGUUGCAUGGCCGUCACUUCAUUUUGUCUAAUUCCGAGUUGGAUUAGACACAGGAGACGCAUUUUAAGAACACCCGUACCGGUUGUCCACUGUGAGUGA
This is a messenger RNA of Opisthorchis viverrini, 1625 nucleotides long. RefSeq lists its product as hypothetical. The record is from RefSeq and is a predicted model, not a curated record. The transcript is spliced from 3 exons. Gene Ontology annotation, cellular component: endoplasmic reticulum membrane. Lineage: Eukaryota; Metazoa; Platyhelminthes; Trematoda; Opisthorchiida; Opisthorchiidae. Gene Ontology annotation, molecular function: transmembrane transporter activity. Gene Ontology annotation, biological process: transmembrane transport. Bases 189 to 1625 code for a protein of 478 amino acids.